Fukomys damarensis (Damara mole-rat) is the source of this 580-nucleotide messenger RNA. RefSeq names its product glycine cleavage system protein H (gene Gcsh). The transcript has 5 exons. Gene Ontology annotation, biological process: glycine decarboxylation via glycine cleavage system; protein lipoylation. Bases 101 to 580 code for a protein of 159 amino acids. Gene Ontology annotation, cellular component: glycine cleavage complex; cytoplasm; mitochondrion. The record is from RefSeq and is a predicted model, not a curated record. Lineage: Eukaryota; Metazoa; Chordata; Mammalia; Rodentia; Bathyergidae.
UCUUUCCCCGAACUGGAUUCCCUUCUGGAUUUCUGGAUCAGAACAGCGACUCGGGCUUUCUGGGAAGGUCCUGGUGGCGGGCAGCCGACUAAGCAAGGAAAUGUCCACACUGCCUCUCCACCUCCUGCCUCUUGGACAUCCCUGCAGGAGCCGCUGUUCUGGUGCACGGGGAAGCCUCUCCAGACCCUUGGCACGUAAAUUCACAGAGAAACACGAAUGGAUAACAACAGAAAAUGGUAUUGGAACAGUAGGAAUCAGCAACUUUGCACAGGAAGCUUUGGGAGAUGUUGUCUACUGUAGUCUGCCUGAAGUUGGGACAACAUUGAAAAAACAAGAUGAGUUUGGUGCUUUGGAAAGCGUGAAAGCUGCCAGUGAACUCUAUUCUCCUCUGUCAGGAGAAGUAACUGAAAUUAAUGAAGCACUUGCAGAAAAUCCAGGGCUUGUCAACAAAUCUUGUUAUGAAGAUGGCUGGCUGAUCAAGAUGACAGUGAGUGACCCUUCAGAACUAGAUGAGCUCAUGAGUGAAGAAGCAUAUGAGAAAUACGUGAAAUCGAUUGAGGUGAAGUGGCAUAUAAACUAG